AAUCCAGACGGAAGAUGCCUUGGGGCAUGCUAGAGAGCUCUUUCAACAUUUCAUUCGUUUCCAGGCCGGGCAGCGCAGAAAGACCGUGGCAAUGCUAGGGAAGGAAGAGUUGAUUGGAGGGACAGAGGACUUACGAGGCUUGCCAGUGGACAGAAGGCAGAGAGCAGCGGGGGGGGGGCCUGCAGUCGAGCGAUGCAGCAGGCAAAUGGAAGGCGGGCUUGCCACUCACGCGUACAAGGACAGUUGGGGACGGAUUCCGCUGUGGUGUGCCUGCAACGCCGAACGUUUACUGCACCGUAACCGAUCCGAUCAGACCGAUGCACUCGACCCCGUCGAUUCCCCAGGGGAAUCAGGUGCUCUGAAUGGGCGGAGCGGGACCGAAGAUGAGAAGGGGGGUGGUGUUAGAUUUCCGACGGGUUUUGUGUGGGUGGAAGGCGGGAGAGGAGAGAAGGAUGUAGGGAGCGUUCUCUUCCUCUUCCAAGGGACGUACGUACGGGUAGGUUCUCUGCUGGGCGCGAGAGACGGCGGGGCGUUGCGCGGCGUAAGGUACGAGAGGGAGUCUGUCGUAGUUCGCAGUUGGUAAGAAGCACGGGAAGCAGU
Molecule: messenger RNA, 600 nt
Organism: Amorphotheca resinae ATCC 22711
Lineage: Eukaryota; Fungi; Ascomycota; Leotiomycetes; Helotiales; Amorphothecaceae
Exons: 1
Coding region: 92-583 (163 amino acids)
Source: RefSeq, a predicted model, not a curated record